GGCGCCGCGUUCUCCGGCGCCGCCCGAGAACUACAGGCGGCGGCAGCCGGUGUCUGCCCACGAGGAUGGCGGCUCCUUUGCUGCUGGUGGUCCUGGUGGCCGUGACGGUACGGGCCGCGCUCUAUCGCUCCAGCCUCGCUGCUUUCAUCUCCGAGCGGGUGGAGGUGGCGUCCCCGCUGAACGCCUGGAAGCGAGUGGUCGAAGGAUUAGCUCUGCUGGAUUUAGGGGUCUCUCCAUAUUCUGGAGCUAUUUUCCAUGAGACCCCACUGAUAAUAUAUCUCUUCCACUUCCUGAUUGAAUAUGCCGAAUUGGUGUUCAUGAUAACUGAUGUGCUAACUGCUGUUGCCCUUUAUUUGGCCAUUCAGGACUUCAACAAAGUUGUGUUCAAAAAGCAAAAGCUCCUGAUAGAACUGGAUAAAUAUGCACCAGAUGUGGCUGAACUCAUCCGGACGCCCUUGGAAAUGCACUACAUCCCCCUCAAGGUAGCACUAUUCUAUCUGUUAAACCCCUACACUGUGAUGUCCUGCGUGGCAAAGUCCACCUGUGCUAUCAACAAUACUGUCAUUGCAUUCUUCAUUUUAGCUACAAUAAAAGGUAGUGCCUUCCUCAGUGCUGUGUUCCUGGCCUUGGCAACAUACCAGUCACUCUACCCUCUUACAUUGUUUGCUCCAGCACUCCUUUACCUUUUACAGCGUCAGUUCAUACCAAUAAAACUGAAAAGUAAAAGCUUCUGGCUCUACACCAUGCAGUAUGCAGCCCUAUACCUAUGCAGCCUGGUGGUGAUCGUCUGCCUCUCCUUCUUCCUCCUCAACUCCUGGGAUUUUAUCCCAUCUGUUUAUGGGUUUAUCCUAUCCGUUCCAGAUCUGACACCCAACAUUGGCCUUUUCUGGUACUUCUUUGCAGAGAUGUUUGAACACUUCAGUCUUUUCUUUGUAUGUGUGUUUCAAAUCAAUGUGUUCUUCUACACCAUUCCCUUGGCAAUAAAGCUAAAGGAACACCCUGUGUUCUUCAUGUUUGUCCAGAUUGCAAUCAUUUCUAUCUUCAAGUCCUAUCCCACUGUGGGAGAUAUUGCACUGUACAUGGCCUUCCUGCCAGUCUGGAGCCACCUUUACAGAUUCCUCCGGAACACGUUCAUCCUGUCAUGUGUGCUCAUUGUCUGCUCCCUCCUGUUCCCCGUUCUGUGGCAUCUAUGGAUUUAUGCAGGAAGUGCCAACUCCAAUUUUUACUAUGCCAUCACGUUGACUUUCAACAUAGGGCAGAUCUUGCUCAUCUCGGAUUAUUUCUAUGCCUUCCUCCGGCGGGAAUACUACCUCACUCAUGGACUCCAUUUGACAAGGCAAGAUGGAACAGAGGCUAUGCUUGUUUUGAAAUAAGGAUUGUGCCCACCAUUCCCUGGGACAUGGACCACUCUGAGGAACAUGCAAAGCUUGGGAUAUGUGGGGUGGGUGGGAAUGGUUCCCUGAAUGAAAUCUUGACUUUGGAAAUACCUACUGAAAAAAAGGGCUGAGGUUCUUCUGAAGCUGUGGGCUCAGUGCAGAGACUCUAAGAGCUACCAGUAGGUGCUGCAGUGCCUCCAUUGGAGCAUCUCACUUCUUCACUCAGCUGUGCUUCUCACUGCGACCUCCGCCAUCAAGUCUGGGCAGUCCAGCAGGAACUGGAGAAAGUGUCUGAGCUGAAUCUCCAGCUCAGAAAGAGCUCAGACCAUAAACUGAUUACUUUACUAUCACUGCUUCUUGGAGAUGUUUGCUUCUCCUGGAGGUUCCCCCUUCACUGCUUUGACCAGUAAUGCUCCUGCUUGGCCCAAGGCAAUCAGGUCUGAGGACCUGAUGCUUAAGCCCUGGCUGUAGAUGCCAUUUCUUCAUUCUCCUACUGGUGUGGGAUCUGGAAAAAUCACAGAUGCUAUGAAAGAAAUGGUGUCCAAGGAUGGAAGGAGGACAGCUGAAGCUACUCCCACAUUUGGAGUUCAAACACUAGUAAGAACUGGAUUUGGAGUGAAAGCAGGAGCAGGAACUGCUGUAUCCCAUUGAAGCAACACGAACACUUCUGUGUCAGGAGCUGCACAGUGGCAUCACAGGGUCUCAGAAAAAGGACCACUACUGUGGAGAUAGAUUCCUGCCGCUCCUUGUUUCUGUAGUGUGACAGAGCUUGGCAGAACAGGGUCACACUGUAAUGUUGGGAUUGCUUGAAGCAGUAUCCUGGACGUGGAAGGAACAAGCUCCUGCCUGGGCUAGGGACCAGAAGGGGUAAAAAUCUCCCCUUUUAAGACUCCAGAUGGAGCUUUAGCCACUGCUGUUGUGGAGCUGUUGGGCUGCAGGUGUUCCACACUGGGAUACACUAUAGGAUAUGCACUUCCCCGUGUACCACUGCAAGUACAGUGGUGGUAUCUUGUGGCUGUGUGUGGAGGACUCGGUUAAAGCAUUGCCCCUUGAUUCCCCUAUGGUCCUCUCCCUCUGUGCUCAGACCUGCUCACUUCAUAGCUGCUGCUGACCCCAUGAAUGUGACCCACAGGGGUGAACCCACCAGGCUGGCCUCUUGCUCUGCUGCCUGCGUGGUGGCAGAGAAGUGGUGACUGCAGUGGGCAUUCGCACUGGUGUUGGGCCGGCAGCAGCAGCUUCCCCACAAAGCUCAAAGAAACCCGAAGGGCUGGGAAUGUCACAACGUUAAAACCAAACUUGGUACAAAGCAACGAGGGACUGAUAUGCCCAGGCAGUUGUGUAAACAGCUUUUCUUUCUUUCUGGGCAAUUAAAACUUUUGCCUUACUGCACUGCUAUUAGCGCUUUGGUGGGAGGGUGUUAAUGGGUACCCAGCUCAGCUGCUGCGGGGGGGGGAGGGGCAGAGGGAGCAGGGCUGCUC
Molecule: messenger RNA, 2854 nt
Organism: Calidris pugnax (ruff)
Lineage: Eukaryota; Metazoa; Chordata; Aves; Charadriiformes; Scolopacidae
Gene: PIGU
Product: phosphatidylinositol glycan anchor biosynthesis class U
Exons: 12
Coding region: 66-1373 (435 amino acids)
Biological process (GO): attachment of GPI anchor to protein; protein localization to cell surface
Cellular component (GO): membrane; GPI-anchor transamidase complex
Source: RefSeq, a predicted model, not a curated record